AUGGCAGUAUUCGGGGACUUGAAAGUUCUGAUCGGAACUGUUGUGUGCGCAUUAUUGGUGGGUCUUUACCUGGUUGUUUUGCUUCUAUCGAAUAAUCCACGAGAAGCAUUCAGUGAAGAAUUGGUGUAUAGGACUGUGAAAGAUGGUUCUAUAGUGAAGGGAGACUUGCCUCAUGUUGGAGAUGAAUCCAGUGAUGGUAUUGAGCUUUCUGUAAUUAUUCCAAGUUACAAUGAGACCAAAAGAAUCAAAGUUAUGUUGGAAGAGGCCAUUGAGUAUUUGGAGAAAAACAUGAGCAAUAAGUGGGAAAUAUUGAUAGUUGAUGAUGGUUCUCGUGAUGGUACAUCUGAGUAUUGUUUGGAGUUGGCUAAGGACCACUUCAAGCUUACUGAUGGACAAUUUAGAGUUGUUACUUUAGAGAAAAAUCGUGGGAAGGGUGGUGCAGUAAGACACGGCAUGUUGCACGCUAGAGGGCAAUUCACAUUGUUUGCCGAUGCAGAUGGAGCUUCAAAGUUCUCUGAUGUUUCGAAACUCUUGGAAAAAACGUCUAAGGAUGAGCCAAUGGUUUCAAUUGGGUCUCGUGCUCAUAUGGUGAACACUGAUGCCGUGGUGAAGAGAACCAUAAUUAGGAACUUCCUCAUGUACUCUUUGCAUGCUCUUGUCUUUACUUUCGGUAUUAGAUCAAUCAAGGACACGCAGUGCGGGUUUAAACUAUUCAACAGAAAGGCUGCAAAGACAAUAUUCCCAAAACUACAUACUGAAGGUUGGAUCUUUGACGUUGAGAUUUUGAUCAUUGCUCUUCGCAAGAAUAUUCCAAUCAAUGAAGUACCUAUCUCAUGGCAUGAAGUUGACGGCUCCAAGAUGGAUCUAGCCCGAGAUAGUAUUAACAUGGCUAAGGAUCUAGUAGUCGUAAGGUUGGCAUAUCUUCUAGGCAUAUAUAGUGAUAAAUAG
Kluyveromyces marxianus DMKU3-1042 is the source of this 948-nucleotide messenger RNA. It is a transcript of the gene ALG5, whose product is annotated as dolichyl-phosphate beta-glucosyltransferase. Bases 1 to 948 code for a protein of 315 amino acids. The record is from RefSeq and is a predicted model, not a curated record. Gene Ontology annotation, cellular component: endoplasmic reticulum membrane. The transcript has a single exon. NCBI's taxonomy places the organism in Eukaryota, Fungi, Ascomycota, Saccharomycetes, Saccharomycetales, Saccharomycetaceae.